This is a messenger RNA of Plasmodium reichenowi, 2643 nucleotides long. RefSeq names its product protein phosphatase, putative. Gene Ontology annotation, biological process: protein dephosphorylation. The coding region runs from base 1 to 2643 and encodes 880 amino acids. The transcript is spliced from 2 exons. The record is from RefSeq and is a predicted model, not a curated record. NCBI's taxonomy places the organism in Eukaryota, Apicomplexa, Aconoidasida, Haemosporida, Plasmodiidae. Gene Ontology annotation, molecular function: protein serine/threonine phosphatase activity.
AUGAGCAUGCGUACAUCUGAGAGUAGUAAUAAUAUUUAUUGUAAGAAUGAAUGCUCGAAGUAUGUUUAUGGAAAAUUGUAUGAACUGAUUAAAGAUUUGAAUAACUAUAAUGUACAAUGUUAUAUUAAUAAUGAGAAGAAAAUAAAUUUAUAUGAAGAUUUUAAAUAUAAGAAAAAGAAAAAAAUUGAAUUUAUGUCCAUCGUAGAUUAUUAUGGAGGGUUGAAAAAUAAUGAAUAUGAGUUUUUUAUAAUUCCUAUUAUAUUUAAUAAACAUAAUGAAAUAUUAUAUAUGGGUGUAUCUAUAUUUUUUAAAAAUAAAUUUUUUGAAGAAUAUAAAACGAAUAAUUAUAAUUACAUCGAACUAUUUAUAUAUAAUGUAAAGAAUGAAGAAACAAAUAAUAAUUUUUAUCCUCAUAUGGAUAUUAUUCAAGAAAAGAAAAAAAAUACUUUUUUAAAUUUUCUUAUAAAUCUAGAUGAUUUAAACAAACAUCAUAGACAAACAAAUAAUCAUAUUGAAAAAAAGAAUACAUGUUCUGAUAAAAAUAUUUAUAAUAAUGAUGAUGAUGAUGUAUAUAAUGUAUGUACUAAGAAAAACUUAUAUAGUUAUGAUAAUAUAAUAAAUGUAUGUAAUGAACAAAUAUGUGAUAAAAAAAUUUGUGAUGAACACAUAUAUGAUAAUGAUAAAAUUAACAAACUGGUUCCUAAUACGAAUAGUACAUGUACACAUAAUAUUUCUAAUUAUCUACAUAACGAAAAAAUAAGUGGGGAUUAUAAGAAGAUACAAUUGCCCAUCAAAAUUGAUGAUCACUAUAUUUUAUGUAGUGAUGGGGUGGUAAAACUAAAGAAUGAAGAAAAUGCAGAAUUUAUUAAUGAUACAAAGAAAAAAUCAAUUUCAUCAAUGUAUCAGACAUUUACAUAUAGUAAUACUACUAUACAAGGAACAACGAGAAAAAGCGGGAUCGAAAAAAAUAAUAAUGAUAAUAUUUAUAAGGGUCUUGUUACUACAGAUAACCACCAUGUCGUGAGGAAAGAAGAGACCAUUAAUAAAUAUCAAAACUAUAAUUAUUCAUAUACUAAAAAUGAAUUAAAUAGGGUUUAUGAAAAUGUUCGUAAUAAAGAAAAUGAUAAGAAAGAUGAUGGGUCUUGUGGGCCUUCUUUAGUGAAAUAUAAUGAGGAGAUAUAUCAUGCUAACAUUUCUAUACAAAGAAAGGAGAUGACUGUGGGGAGGUUGGAAGAGAAAAAAAUGGGAGAUAUCUCAGGGGGGGUUAACAAAAGCAUCAAUGUUGAUGAUAAUAAAAAGAACAAUGUUGAUGGUAAUAAAAAGAACAAUGUUGAUGAUAAUAAAAAGAACAAUGUUGAUGGUAAUAUAAACGACCAUGUUGAUGGUAAUCAAAACGACCAUGUUGAUGGUAAUCAAAACGACCAUGUUGAUGGUAAUCAAAACGAUCAUGUUGAUGAUAAUAAAAAGAACAAUGUGACCAAUUCGGUAAACACUUAUUGUUCAUAUAAAUAUAGUGCUAGUUGCGCUAAGGAGAAGGUGGAAUGCAAGAAUUAUUUAAGUGAAGAUAUAAAAAUAAGGAGCCCCCCCCAAAAAAAAGAUGAGGAAAAUGUAAAGAUAAAUAAUAUGUUCAAAUGUGGUUCUUAUAGCUUUAAAGGAAAUAGGACUUAUAACGAAGAUAGAGUGAUUAUUAUUGAGGACAUGAAUAAUUUUUUAAAAGAAGAAUACGAUAUAUUAACAAAAAAAGAAAAAAAUGAAUAUGAAUUAAUUGAUGAAGAAUAUUUAAAUAUAAUUAAUAAUAUAAAAGAUAUGGAAACACCAUCUUAUAUUUAUUGUGCUAUAUAUGAUGGUCAUAAUGGUGAUAAUGCUGUAAAUAUAGUACAGAAAUUAUUACAUAUACAUAUGUAUUAUUAUUUUAUAAACGGAAAUGGUUUAGAAAAUUCUUUAAAAUAUUCAUUUGAAGAAACAGAUAAUUAUUUAUGUAAAAAUAUUAUAAAUAUAAAAGAAGAAAAUCAUUCUAAUUAUUCCAGUGGUACUACAGCAUGUGUCAGCGUUAUAUUUAAAAACAUGUUAUAUGUUGCCAAUAUAGGUGAUAGUAGAUGUAUCAUAAGUAAAAAUGGUAGAGCUAUAGUUCUUACAGUAGAUCAUAGGGCUAGUAUUAAUAAAAAAGAAGAAGAUCGAAUUUUAAAAUCAGGAGGAAUUUUAGAUGAUGAAGGAUAUUUAGGUGGUUGUUUAGGAGUAUGUCGAGGAUUUGGUUCUUUUCAUAAAAAAACAAAAGAAAAAUUAAAAGGUCUCAUAUGUGAACCUGAUAUAUUUCAUAUUAAAUUAACAGACGAUGAUGAAUUCUUAAUUAUUUGUUGUGAUGGUAUUUUUGAUGUUAUAACAUCACAAGAAGCUGUUAACACAGUUAAAAAUUCUUUAAUACAAUCAAGAGAUGCUAAUACAGCUGCACAAGCUUUAUGUCAACUAGCUUAUAAAAAAAAAUCAUUGGAUAAUUUAUCUGUCCUUGUGGUUAUAUUUCAAAACCCGGAUAAGAAUAAUAAGGUCUCUUCAAUAAAUGAAUCUUCUGGAAUAUACUCAGGUCAAGCUGGACGCGUUCGCCGACGAAUCAAGUUUUCUGCUUUGAAGGAUUUAAUAAAUCAAUAG